Molecule: messenger RNA, 599 nt
Organism: Mustela erminea (ermine)
Lineage: Eukaryota; Metazoa; Chordata; Mammalia; Carnivora; Mustelidae
Product: probable protein BRICK1
Exons: 3
Coding region: 12-239 (75 amino acids)
Biological process (GO): actin filament organization; regulation of actin polymerization or depolymerization; cell motility
Cellular component (GO): SCAR complex
Molecular function (GO): protein-containing complex binding
Source: RefSeq, a predicted model, not a curated record
CAGCGGCAACCAUGGCGGGUCAAGAGGAUCCGGUGCAGCGGGAGAUUCACCAGGACUGGGCGAACCGAGAAUACAUUGAGGUCAUCACCAGCAGCAUCAAGAAAAUCGCGGACUUUCUCAACUCAUUCGAUAUGUCUUGUCGUUCAAGACUUGCAACACUAAACGAGAAAUUGACAGCCCUCAAACGGAGAAUAGAGUACAUUGAAGCGCGGGUGACAAAAGGUGAGACCCUCACCUAGAGCUAUGCCAUGCUGCUGCUGGGAAGUUGCUUCAUGGAACGCAGCAGGGCUUUGGGUUCUGCCAUGUACGUCGGUGUGUGAUGUGGCAUGUGAGAAGACAUCCAGGGAAGCUCUUGGAACCAACAUUAGGCAUUUUAUCUUUGAAGUAACAUUUUGUAGAACUAUCUGUCAAUGUAUGAGGCGCUCAGAGCCAGACGCCUGGGACUCUGUUAAGGUCCUCCCCACCUCUCUUUCUCUCAGACUUUUCUUACAACUCUCAUUGCCUCUGCAUUGAUUCUGGAAACAGUCUUUGUCUCCUUUUCACCUUUGGUGGGGUUUGGGAGGCAGUCCUGGCCGAGACACCUAUGCCCUGGCAAGGUG